Messenger RNA from Brassica rapa (field mustard), 1681 nucleotides. RefSeq names its product eukaryotic initiation factor 4A-3. The record is from RefSeq and is a predicted model, not a curated record. NCBI's taxonomy places the organism in Eukaryota, Viridiplantae, Streptophyta, Magnoliopsida, Brassicales, Brassicaceae. Gene Ontology annotation, molecular function: RNA helicase activity; nucleic acid binding; ATP binding.
CAGUAAAUAAAAUAAAAUGUUAAAAGUUGUUUUGGUUUUCAAACCUAAAAAAAGAAGACGGUGGAAGGUAUAUAAAGUAGAAGCAGUUACUUUCUUCUUCUUAAACUCCACGGCGCAGAUCCGAGGAGUUUCCGUCUCUCAUUUGACCAUUUCUUCUCUCUCGAGAUCUCUCUUUUUCACUUUGUGCUAACAGCAGUCAUGGCAGGAAUGGCGUCAGAAGGAACACAAUACGAUCCUCGUCAGUUUGAUUCUAAGAUGAAUGCCAUACUCGGCGAGGAAGGAGAGGAAACUUUCUACACCACUUAUGAUGAAGUCUGUGAUAGCUUUGAUGCAAUGGAACUCAAGUCUGAUCUCCUGAGAGGCAUCUAUGCCUACGGUUUUGAGAAGCCAUCUGCUAUUCAGCAGAGAGGUAUUAUUCCUUUCUGCAAGGGUCUUGACGUGAUCCAGCAAGCUCAGUCUGGAACCGGCAAGACCGCUACCUUCUGCUCUGGCGUGUUGCAGCAGCUUGACUACACUCUUGUUCAGUGCCAAGCUCUUGUUCUGGCUCCCACCAGAGAGCUCGCUCAGCAGAUUGAAAAGGUUAUGAGGGCUCUUGGUGACUACCUCGGUGUCAAGGUUCACGCCUGCGUUGGUGGAACAAGUGUCCGUGAGGAUCAACGCAUUCUCCAGUCUGGUGUCCACGUUGUUGUUGGAACACCUGGUCGUGUCUUUGACAUGUUGCGUAGACAAUCUCUCCGCGCUGAUGCCAUGAAGAUGUUUGUUCUUGAUGAAGCCGAUGAGAUGCUCUCUCGUGGUUUCAAGGAUCAGAUUUACGACAUCUUCCAGCUUCUUCCUUCUAAGGUUCAGGUCGGUGUCUUCUCCGCCACGAUGCCGCCUGAAGCUCUCGAGAUCACAAGGAAGUUCAUGAACAAACCGGUGAGGAUCCUUGUGAAGCGUGACGAGCUGACUCUUGAAGGUAUCAAGCAGUUUUACGUCAACGUUGACAAGGAAGAGUGGAAGCUGGAGACGCUUUGUGAUCUCUACGAGACGCUAGCCAUCACGCAGAGUGUCAUCUUUGUGAACACAAGGCGUAAGGUUGAUUGGUUGACUGAUAAAAUGAGGAGCCGUGACCAUACUGUUUCAGCUACGCACGGAGACAUGGACCAGAACACGAGAGACAUCAUCAUGCGUGAGUUCAGGUCUGGUUCUUCUCGUGUUCUCAUAACCACUGACCUCCUUGCACGUGGUAUUGAUGUGCAGCAAGUGUCUCUGGUGAUUAACUUUGACCUCCCUACACAACCUGAGAACUACCUUCACCGUAUUGGAAGAAGUGGAAGGUUUGGGAGGAAGGGAGUGGCGAUCAACUUCAUGACAACUGACGAUGAGAGGAUGUUGUCUGAUAUUCAGAAGUUUUACAAUGUGGUCGUUGAAGAGUUGCCAAGCAAUGUUGCUGAUCUUCUCUGAGUCCUCCGUGUUGUGGCGGCAUGGUAAUUUCUCUCUCUUUUUUUUUACCGAGUAACUGCUGAAUUUUACCACCCUUUUUACCGCAGUUUUACUAUGUUUUGUUUCCAGCUUAUUUAGAGUUUAUUUUGGUAAAAUGAGAAGAGAACUCAUCUCAUGACUUUUUGUUUUGUUUUGUUUUUUUGGGCAUUAUGUUAAAACUUUCUUGUUAACGCGACUCACAAGUUUCUAUUUCUCUUAA